AUGGUCUACGAGUAUCAGGGGGCUUCUAUCUCGCACCUUAGGCGCAUACGUGCUAGUAAGCCGAAAGUGCGUACCGGUUGUAUUACCUGCAAGGCUCGACGAGUCAAAUGCGACGAGGAGAAGCCAGCGUGCGCUCGAUGUACGCAGUCUGGGCGACCGUGCGAGGGCUACAGGAUGCCUCAGUCAACGGUGCUGGUACCCAGGGUCUUAGCUCCCGCACCAGCUGUCGACCAUCCCCUGGAAAUCCAAUCUCUGGAAUUUUUCUUCCGCAAAACCUCACCACAGUUGGCAGGUUUCUUUGGCGGUCCCUUCUUCCAGGGCAGUGUGCUACAGCUGUGUCUUGCAGAGCCUGCCAUCCGCCAGGCGACUUCGGCCAUAGGUUUCCUGCAUGAACAAAUAGCCACGGGGAAGUUCUCUCUUGGCGGAGAAAAGCUUCAGAAUGUCCACCUCCAACUAUAUAAUCGAUCAAUCCGAUCGGUCAUUGACAAGGCGGCAACUGGGCUAACUGCAUUUCCUCUGGUUGCCACGGCCAAUGUCCUAUUCACCUGCUUGGAAAUCUUUCGUGGAGAUGUUCCUGCCGCAAAGAAACAUAUUAAAAAUGGCAUCAACCUCUUGCGCGCAUGGCGCGAAAGGAAUGGCGCACCUAGGAGGACUUGGGGCAAGAGAUACCCGACAUUCGAAGCAUGCUUCAUGGAAACUGAAAUCGCACCCGUCCUUAGCUUAUUCAAUACCAACGUGGUCGAAUGUGGAAAUGGAGGGCGUACCGAUCUUAUGCUAAACCCGGUCGACGAAUGUGGAAGACUUCUCUUAGCAAAUCAAUUUGAGAACCUCAAUGAGGCCAGAGUUGGGCUAAUAGAUAUAAUCACUCAUGCAACGUUGCAUUGUGGUCAAGUUGAAAGUGGUCUCUUGCAUAGACGCUAUUCCGACGUUGAGGCCUUCGUGGUGUCUAACAGCGUGCAACAAAAUCUAGAGCGAUGGGUUGCUAAUGUCGACGACCUCAUCCACCGCAAAUGGCAAUCAUGGAGCACGAAAGAGAAGCAAGUGGCAGAUGUCAUUAGUAUUAUCAGCCUAAGCACACGAUUUGGCACCAGGUCCUGCCUAGUCGAGAAUGAGAGUGCAUGGGAUUCAUAUCGCCACGAGUACGAGGAGCUGAUUCGACUUACCGAGUCCAUCGUCUCGGAUCAUAAACGAUUUCCCGACAGUCUAUCAAGGACCGUAAGCCUGGAUCUUGGCAUGAUCUUUCCGCUCCACGCCGUGGCGUGGAAAUGCCGGUGGCCGAAACUGCGCCGAAAGGGCCUUGACUUGCUUCUCCGGAUUCCUAGGCGCGAGUGGCUGUUUGAGGCGAAGCACUACCAUCAGAUCUUCUCCCGCAUCAUGAAUAUCGAAGAAGAACACCUAGGCCUAGAGUUCGGAUCUGAGCCGGACGAGUACUGGCUUCCUCCGGAGAACGUCCGGAUUCACGACUUUAUGGUGACCCCUCAGCCUACAUCUUCGAUAGGCCCCCCGGGUCAUGCUGUGACAUUUUGGAGUAAGCCCGAGGGUUCGGAUGGCCCAUGGAGCCGCCGCAUCGAAAUGAUACAUCUGGAAUCUUCCCAGCCAGUUGAAGCUGCUAUACCAACGAAUAUGAUAGGCCGCAAACUAAAAGCGGACACCUAG
Penicillium samsonianum is the source of this 1656-nucleotide messenger RNA. Its product is annotated as Zn(II)2Cys6 transcription factor domain-containing protein. Gene Ontology annotation, molecular function: zinc ion binding; DNA-binding transcription factor activity, RNA polymerase II-specific. The record is from RefSeq and is a predicted model, not a curated record. The transcript has 3 exons. Bases 1 to 1656 code for a protein of 551 amino acids. NCBI's taxonomy places the organism in Eukaryota, Fungi, Ascomycota, Eurotiomycetes, Eurotiales, Aspergillaceae. Gene Ontology annotation, biological process: regulation of DNA-templated transcription.